AAUUUAAAAAAAGGCAGCGCCUCCUCCUGGCUUUGCAGCGCUUAUACGCUGCAAUAAAGGACUGAGCGCAGGAUCUGGACGUCCUGUGACUUCCACGCACUGCUGUCAGCGCCUGCGCGUCGAAACUACGCGCUCUGCGCACCGCUGCGCGCCGCACACUGCAUUAGCGCGCCCACAGUCCACAACACGCUGCGACGGCAGCGACGGCCUCGCGCACCCGACGAGCUCCACGCCGCCGAUGGCGUCGUCUCCUGAGUACAGCGACGAGACACGGGCAAUGUUGGCGGGCGGUGCCCAGGUGGCCGUCGCCGUGGUCGAGAGCGGGGUUGGCUGCGCCCGGCAUCAAGCCACCUGCGCGGUCCAACUAAGGGACCCGUCACACGUCCGGACGGUCUUCUUUACCAUCUUAUGGCUCGUCAUCGCCGUGUUCUCGGGCGUGCUGCUGCAUGGAUUUCUCGACGGCACGCAAGAGUGGCUCAGGGAGAUGGAGACCCCCAAGGAUUGGGAGUCGUAUGCGUUCCCCGGCUUCGCGUUCAUUGACUUUGCGGCGGCCGCCGUGCGCACCCUCCGCACCGGCGAGCGCACCCGCCCGCUCAUCGUGGCUGCCUUGGCGGUUCCCUUCGGCGCGUUAGUGAACAUGCACAACAACGCGCCGCUCCUCCACAACGCGCCGGCCGCGUCGUCGGCCGUGCCGCCGCCGCCGCGCGGGGAGGAAGCCGCGUGAAGGUGCGAAGGGCCCGCGCGAGGCGCGCGCGUGUGACGGCUCAUCCUAAGUGUGACUAUAUAUACUCA
Molecule: messenger RNA, 792 nt
Organism: Pelagomonas calceolata
Lineage: Eukaryota; Pelagophyceae; Pelagomonadales; Pelagomonadaceae
Source: the annotation of a GenBank genome assembly